Moesziomyces antarcticus is the source of this 893-nucleotide messenger RNA. RefSeq lists its product as uncharacterized. Gene Ontology annotation, molecular function: isocitrate lyase activity. The annotation marks the transcript as partial. NCBI's taxonomy places the organism in Eukaryota, Fungi, Basidiomycota, Ustilaginomycetes, Ustilaginales, Ustilaginaceae. Gene Ontology annotation, biological process: carboxylic acid metabolic process. The transcript has a single exon. The record is from RefSeq and is a predicted model, not a curated record.
AUGGCUGACCAGGAGCUCAAGCAGUUCCAGGAGGAGGUGGAGGCGGUCAAGCAGUGGUGGAAGAACCCCCGCUUCGCCAACACCACGCGACCCUACACCGCCGAGCAGGUGGUGUCUAAGCGCGGCACGCUCAAGCAGACCUACCCUUCCAACACGCAGGCGCAGAAGCUGUGGAAGACGCUCGAGGGCCAUGCCUCCAAGGGCACCACCUCGCACACCUACGGUGCUCUCGACCCCGUCCAGGUGACGCAGAUGGCCAAGCACCUCGAGACUGUCUACGUGUCGGGCUGGCAGUGCUCGUCGACCGCCUCGUCCACCAACGAGCCCGGCCCGGAUCUUGCCGACUACCCGUACAACACGGUGCCGCUCAAGGUGGAGCACCUGUUCAUGGCACAGCUCUUCCACGACCGCAAGCAGCGCGAGGAGCGCACCAACCUGUCGCCCGAGCAGCGCGCCAAGACGCCCGUCGUCGACUACCUGCGCCCCAUUGUCGCCGAUGCCGACACGGGUCACGGUGGUCUGACCGCCGUGAUGAAGCUCACCAAGCUCUUUGUCGAGAAGGGUGCGGCGGGUAUCCACAUUGAGGACCAGGCUCCCGGCACCAAGAAGUGCGGUCACAUGGCCGGUAAGGUGCUGGUGCCCAUCCAGGAGCACAUCAACCGUCUGGUGGCCAUCCGCCUGCAGUACGACAUUAUGGGCGUCGAGAACCUUGUCGUGGCACGUACCGACUCGGAGGCGGCUACGCUGAUCACGACCAACGUCGACGAGCGCGACCACGCCUUCAUUCUCGGCACCACCAACACGAGCCUCGAGCCUCUGGUCGACAUUCUCAACCGCGCCGAGGCCGAGGGCGCCGACGGUCCCAAGCUGAUCGCGCUCGAGGACGAGUGGCU